UGUGGGAAUGAAGGUGAACACAGAUGUUUGCAGUAAUGACAAAGGUGUUUUAAGAGUGGAUGCAAAUCGGCGUACAUUUAGGCGAAAAAUAGACAAUUCGGCGGAUAUUUAGGAGUUUAAAGAGCUUUGUUUCAAAAGAAGUUAGGAUUUCAUGUCUUGUUUUCACAUCAUAUUUGAACUACGAGAUGUUACAGAAAUUCCCUCCUUUUCAAUCCCUAAUAUAUUCAGCUCUGAUUGGAGCUGUUGUUAUAACUCAAAUGACACUGCAAUUGACGUGCAGAAUACCAAGAUUUUGUGGCACCACGCGACACAUCUCAUUUUCUCCAGUUUUAUUCAAACAACCGUUUCAUGACAGACUACGAUCUAAAAGGGCCAACCCACCACCACACCAUUCACUCCCUUUUUAUGAUGAAGCACCAACUGAUAGCUUCCCGAGUAAACAAGUGGAUAUUGUUGGUCAAUGGGGUUCUACCGACAGUAGUAUAAAGAAAUUAAGGUUUCGUCAUGGUGAAUUCCUAAAAACUAUACCAACGUCAUUUGAAAAACUCCAUGAGUUGUAUCAUCUUGAGGAUAACAUGUGGUUUCAUUCCAUUGAUAUUCCUUUACAACAUUCUGAAAUGUUAGAAUUUUCUCAAUUUGUUACACGUACAAAACUCAUCCCAUGGAUACCAGAGUCAUACGACAGCAACCCAAUUUUGUCGAGUUAUUUAAAGUAUCUUUUUUCUGAAGAGUUACAUUCGGUCAACAGUAAGCCUGUUAAUAUCCAUGAUCAAAGUGUUAAUGGACUUAAUGUACGCGCAGAUUAUCGGCGCAAAAAAAUAUCAAUGAUUAUGGAAACCGUAUAUCGGUCAUUUUUAUCUGCUGGGACAGAAUCACUAGUUAAUGAGUUAUCCACACAAAUUGAUGAACGUGGUACCAUAGAAAUGUUUUUAAAACGACUAGUCGAUCAUAAAGUAUUCGAAAACGAGGAUGUCAAUGAAGAUGUUUAUGAACCCGUAAACGAGACAAUUGUUGACGUCGAGCGUUGUGUACAUUAUCGUAUUCGGUCUGAGUUAGCUUGGCAGUUACGGGGACCAUUUCCUUUAAAGCCUCAUUUUAAUUUAGACGAUCCAAUUUGCUUUCUGGAAAACCCUAUUGUAUGCAAUUAUCGCCCAGAAGCAUUUGAUUUACAACUUGUCGAGUGUUAUAAUUUCAAUUGUUUACCAUUUGCAAGAACGAUCGAUUUUUCCGAAUUCGCUCGAUCAAUUGCAGGCUAUUGGGCUCGUACACCAUUCUGGGAAGGAGAUCCUUGUGAAUUUGGUUUACUUGGAGUUCUUGAUUUAAAUCGUUCUGAAUGUGUACGAAAUGAAAUUAGUUGUUCUCAUCUUCCAGAUAGUGUAAAAAAUGAUAUUUUAAUACGACAUGGAAUUGCUGAGGGUAUUCUUACAGCAUUUGCAUGGGCUUCAGCCCAAGCUUACAAUCAAGGUUUUACUUUAUAUAAUGAGUUAACUUAUCCAUUUUGCGUUCAACUAAUUCUAAUGGAUGGGAACUAUAUUCAAUUGUUACGCUUUCAAUUGAAUUCAAUAACAUCGUUAUGGAAAGCCGAGAAUUCAAUGUUACCAUAUAAUUUAGCUUGGUAUUCUCCACGGGUAGAAUUGUGUAAAUUACAAUCGGAUUUAGAACAUAACAAAACAUUCACUGUAAAUAAUGAAGCUAUCUCACUCUUAACAUCUGCUAUGUUGCAUCCUGUGGAUAAAAUUACUUCUAGCGAGUCACUUCGUCCUUAUCUUGCUGACGGAAUAGCACCAAGAAACUAUCUUAUAGAUAAAUCAUCAGCUAAACAUUUAAUCCCAUCUUCUGAAGAAGAUAAUUAUCACGAGAAAUUUGGGGAUAUAAGCAGAUUGCAACUUAGUGAAACAGAAAGGAAAGCCUUAAAAUCUAGUGGCGAAUUAACCAAAUCAAAGAAAUCAACGCGUUUGUAUACUUCAAAACGUCCACAUCCAAAUGAUAUAUUCUUUUUUAAAUUAACAGACAGGAAGACUCUUAUAAAUGAAAUCAAAGAAGAAAUGCCUGAUUUCGGCGGACCAUUUGGAAGAGUUCCAGAGCCUUAUGAUAGUAAAUUAAAAGAAUAUCAAGCGUUCAAACGUCAUUCACAACCACGAUUACGUGUUCAGCCUCCUCCACGUCGUUGGCGUUGAUUAACCUCAGGCACUUCAAUUCAAUAAUUACUUGUAAUAGUUUCUUGGAUAUUGUAAAACAGAAUAUAACUGUAUAGAAAUAUGAGUUUUAUUUGCACUUCAAUGUUUUUUUUUGUUAGUCAAUGUAAUAGUUAUGAAAGGACUAAUUGUAUUGAUCGUCAUUUUUUUGAAUUGCCUUAGACAAAAUUCAACGUUUUACUUUUUAUUAGAAAGAAGGGUAACUUUAUUACACCAAUUAUUUUGUUCUAUUGAACAUUAUUUCAGCCUCUAUUUUAUAUAAUUUUGUUGUGUAUAGAGUCCCAGCGAUAACGUCACGUUUCUAAUUCAUUUCUAGUUGGGUUUUUAUAGAUUUCGCUAAUUAUAUUAAUUGUCGUCGCUAUCCUGAAAUCAUAGGUGUCAUUUAAAAUUUCAAUAUUAUGCUCAAUAAGAAAGAGUUUAUACUUGAACAGUAAGUAAAUUGGCUUCUCGUACCUGUUGCAUUUCAGUGACUCAUAUUUGUGAUAUCGGAUCUACUAAUGUGUACGUUUCCCUUCUUUUAUUUCGGAAAUAUGUUAAGUUUUCGUUUAGUCAGUGACGCAUCAUUAUUAACUUUUCUGCAUUGGUGGUACAGUAAAUGCGUCAAUCACUUGGAUUCUUAUUGAUCACUCUAUGUUAUAAAAGUGAAAAGGUUGUGGUUACACUUCUGAUUAUAUGUCUAGCCUACAACCCAACUAGUUGGAGCAGGAUAAACUUACAGCCAAGUAUGAUAAUGUAACUUAAUUUGACCCAAACUCUAUGCAAACACACUGUACUGUAAACUGGCAUUUUGCAUUUAUAUGCAGAUCUUAACAAUCACUUGAUUAAAGUAUUUACAAUUUUUCAAUAAUUCAUUCAAGGUCGACAGCAAUGAACGCAAGCUAGGGACAUUUUUGUUCCACUCAAAUAACAAUAAGUAAUAGAUCAGUAUCUCUUUCUGGUAAUCAUCAAUUCUAUUGGAAAUAGGAGAGAAAUUAGUAGUAUAUUUGGUAAUUAAUUAGACUUGUCUUCUCAUCUCACUUUUACAUUGAUUGUUCUCUCUUGUAAUCAACAAGAUUUAAUGACUGAUGGAUGUAUUGAAGCAAUCAUAAAAUAAGUGUUUAUAUUCGAAUUUGUGUGUGACUGUAGUUUUUUGUGCCUACGAUUUUCUUAGUCUGUCCAACUGAUAAGUAUGGAUUUGUAUGUUCAUUCCCCUGUUAUGUCAAAUAUUUUUUAGUAGAAAAAUAAAUGUUAAUUUAGCCAUAAUUAUCAUCAUUUAAUCCCUCAAUUACGUGGUGGCAAUGAAGUUAAUUAGAGUGCUAGAUAACUUGUUUGGAUAUAUUAUAUUCUGAAUCAAUAAUUGACGUGUUAGGGAGACCCAGAAUAUUCC
This is a messenger RNA of Schistosoma rodhaini, 3561 nucleotides long. Lineage: Eukaryota; Metazoa; Platyhelminthes; Trematoda; Strigeidida; Schistosomatidae. The record is from the annotation of a GenBank genome assembly.